AGCUCAGGAAAAAACAACAAAGGAAACAAUUACACCAUUUACACUCUCUCUCUCUCUCUCUCUCUCUCUCUCUCUCUCUCUCUUCUUUUUUACCUUUUCCCUUUCUGUUCCGAAGGCAAUAGCCAAAAAUUAGCUCAAUUUAAAGUAUAGUUAUUUUCUCGGUUGAAUUCCUAGCGUUCCUCCCAUCUCUCGGUUAAUUGCGGCAUUUCUGUUAGUCUUGUUACAAGAGAAGGUACUUCUUCUAAGAAUGGAAACUGAGGAUAUGAUUAGCCUCCCUGCUUCUGGUAAUUCUGGAGAUAGCAGUGAGAAUAAUGGACUUCACAAGUCCGAAUCUGGUGCAGGUGAAGCUGAUUCUCAACCUAGGAUUUAUGAGGCUGAAGUAGGUUCAAGAGAUGAGCACAACAUGGGGCUCAAUGAAGUUGAUAUUGGAACUGGAAAAGGAACAAGACGUCCAGAGAAUUCGGGGCUCAGUGAAGAUGAUACUGGAACUGAAGAACACAUGACAGGAUCAGAAAAUUUAGGAUUUGAUGCUGUAACAAAAGAAGUCACAACAGCUAAGGAUAAUUUGGUGUCCAAUCAAGUUGAUGUUAGAAAUGAAGAUGGGGAGUUUCUGGUGGAAACAGAGGCUGACAUGGAUUUGGUAGAUUCACCUGUCAUGCAAAUGAAUGUUGAAGUGGCUGACACUGUUACAUUUUCUGAGAACCUUAGUAGCUUUGGCUUUCGAUUGAGUUCUGAGAAUGGUUGUCCUAAUAACCAAAAUGAGAGUCUUAUCCAUAGCUGCAUGAUGAAUGGCACUCCUAUAUUGGGUGUUAAGAGAGCAAGGGUUACAUAUGAUGAACAGCAACCUUCAGUGCAUGUCAAGUAUAACACAUUAACAAGAGCCAGCAAACGGAAGUUGGAGGAACUAUUACAACAGUGGUCAGAGUGGCAUGCACAACAUGGUUCAUCAGCUCAAGACAAUGAACUGCUAGAAUCUGGCGAAGAAACAUAUUUUCCUGCUCUCUGUGUUGGAAUGGAGAAGUCUUCUGCAGUGUCAUUCUGGAUAGAGAACCCAACAAAGAAGCUGCAGUCUGAUGGUUAUAUUCCUCCUGAUGAUGACUUUGUGCCUCUUUAUGAUCGUGGAUUUGCAUUAGGGUUGUCUUCAACAGAUGGUCCAAGUAAUGUUGAGGGAGGCCUGGAAAUAGUAGAUGAGGCUGCCCGGUGUUUCAACUGUGGUUCUUACAACCAUUCUCUCAAGGAGUGCCCUAAGCCACGUGACAAUGCUGCUGUUAACAAUGCACGAAAACAGCAUAAGUCCAAACGGAAUCAGAAUUCUGGCCCUCGCAAUUCAGCUCGAUAUUAUCAGAACUCUUCUGGUGGAAAAUAUGAUGGUUUAAAGCCAGGUGCUCUUGGUGCUGAAACAAGGCAGCUUUUGGGUCUUGGGGAGCUUGAUCCACCUCCUUGGCUUAACAGAAUGCGAGAAUUGGGAUAUCCACCAGGGUAUCUAGAUCCAGAUGAUGAGGAUCAACCAUCGGGGAUCACAAUAUUUGCUGAUGAGGAUGUCAAGGAAGAACAGGAAGAUGGGGAAAUCAUUGAGACAGACUGCCCUGACCCACCAAAGAAAAUGGCUGUUGAAUUUCCAGGAAUAAAUGCACCAAUCCCAGAGAAUGCUGAUGAAAGACUUUGGGCAGCUGGACCUUCAAGCUACGAUCCUUUUAGGAAUAGAUCACUCCGUAGAUCAAACCAUUCUUCAGAACCAAUUAGCAGAUGGCGUCGUCACGAGCAAAGAGGGUCUAGGGAUUCCCUUGAUGAAGGGCCUCCAGGUGUUGACCCAGUAUUCAGUCCAUCUAUGUCUAGCUACCCUCCAAGAUAUGGUAAUUAUGAUUCUAGUUACAAUUUUGACAACAGCAGAGAUCCGUCACCCUCCCUGGCAAGGUCUCAUAUUGACAGAGGUAGAAGGAGCCCUUUGGCAAGUGAAGAUUUUUCUAAUAAUAUUUCAUCAUUGCACUCAUCCUCAAAUAAACGUUCUUCACCUUGGAAUAAUGGCUCAACUAGAUUAGAAAAUGAGACUGAUGAGAGGUUGAAUGAUUACGAGAUGGAUUAUUCAUAUCGAAGUAAUUAUGAGUAUGACCGCUACCGUCAUCGUAGUUGGAGGUGAAUGGAACUGUAACUUGUUGUAACAUUAUGCCAUAGAUGUGAUUGUGACUUGUAAAAAUGUGGAAGAACAGCGAGAAGGGGAAAUCUCUUUUUUGUUGUUAUUAUUUUUUCCUGACAGGAGUUGCUCAUUUCUGCGACCAACAGCUAGGGGAAAAUGGCCAAAUGGCUAUUGUACAAAGAAUUAUAUAGGUUUUAGCUAAUUUAGAUGGUUAUAAUUGUAGUUCUCCUUUUGAUGUAGAAUAUAUUUGGAAAUAGUUGUUAUUUAUCUUUAUAUUUUCUGCUAA
Molecule: messenger RNA, 2420 nt
Organism: Hevea brasiliensis (rubber tree)
Lineage: Eukaryota; Viridiplantae; Streptophyta; Magnoliopsida; Malpighiales; Euphorbiaceae
Exons: 9
Coding region: 248-2137 (629 amino acids)
Cellular component (GO): catalytic step 2 spliceosome
Molecular function (GO): RNA binding; zinc ion binding
Source: RefSeq, a predicted model, not a curated record